UGGUCGUCCACGCCGCGGCCAUUUCUUCAUCCACCGCGCACCCAACAUGCAGAAAGCCAUUGAGAAAGUCGUGCGCCGCUCCAAAAAUGACUUGCCGAACGUCCGCCGCGCCAAGAUCAACGAGGUGAAGAAAAAGACCAAGAUCCAAUCGAAGUUGACCAUGGAACUGCGCCGAAACCGCGAGGAUUACGCCAGACAGAUCACUGGUGUGUUCAAGGAGGCGCGAAAAGAGGCUCGAAAGAGCUUUAAAGAAGAUUGGGAGUUGGGCCCGCUAGCACCACGUCGCGAUGCGGGUGACCGCUUGAACACCUACGGUGCCAUUGAUCCCAUUGCAUACCGACUUCCUGAAGUCAAGGAGGAGGGUUGGACAAAGUGGUUUCCCAUUGCAGAGGGUGACCGCGUCGUUGUGAUGAGGGGGCGGGAGAAGGGCAAGAUCGGGGUUGUCUCGGACGACUUCGACGAGACCAGGGAGUCUGUGACAGUGUCAGGACUCAAUCGCCAUUACGUUGCUCUCCCCCACAAUAUGCGGGAAACGAACAAACAGGAUAUUGCUCCCUUUGAGCGGGCUUUUCACAUCGACGACCUCCGACUAGUGUUUCCUCUGCCCGACCCUAUCACCGGCAAAAUUCGAGACACAAUCAUCGACAAGCUCAUCCACGUCCCCAUCGUCCCCGAGGGGGGAAACCUCAAAAGAAGAUAUGCAGUAUCUAAGGGCUCUUUAGCUCACAGAGCCGCUUUUGAUCUGUGGAAGCGCGAACAAGAAAGAGGUCUACGAUUGAUCCCAGGCACACAUACCGUUAUUCCCUGGGUCGAGAAAGCUGCGGCCCCGCCCGAGUUCCACGCAGAUAACGACACUCCUAAUAAACUGCGCGAUCAAGUCACUUUCGAGCCCUCAUUGAUCCACGCUCCUAUGCCGUUGAAAGUGAUCGAUGAGCUGCGCAACAAAUACAGCAAAUUCCGAGCCCGACCCGAGUAUGCGGCCAAAUUGGCUGCGAUAGAGGCCAAGAAGGAGGCCCGCGAGGCCCGUGCGAUUGCAAUGAUGACCACACCACGACAAGCCCUUGCGGCACUGAACGCGGCGAAGAGCGCAGAGGCCGCUCCAUCCCGGGAGUUGAACGAGGCACAGCUGGCCAAGAUUGGUGAAUUGAUGGUACAGGCGCGGCAGAGGAUAUCAUCCGAAGCGCGAUCGUAAUGUGUGGGUAGAGCAAGGCGCGGAGUUGUAUGUAGAGCUUUUGGAUUCUGUGCUAUAGCAUCACUGGGAGGAUGCCACCAAAAAACCCACCUUCAGGGCCAUGUAUGAAUACCUACUUUUCGAUUGUAGAAUUAGUGAUGAAUUGUUCACUUCGUUCAGAUUACCAUCAAACC
This is a messenger RNA of Dissoconium aciculare CBS 342.82, 1365 nucleotides long. RefSeq lists its product as uncharacterized. Gene Ontology annotation, cellular component: ribosome; mitochondrion. Bases 47 to 1192 code for a protein of 381 amino acids. Gene Ontology annotation, biological process: translation. The transcript has a single exon. Gene Ontology annotation, molecular function: structural constituent of ribosome; RNA binding. NCBI's taxonomy places the organism in Eukaryota, Fungi, Ascomycota, Dothideomycetes, Mycosphaerellales, Dissoconiaceae. The record is from RefSeq and is a predicted model, not a curated record.